Messenger RNA from Cucurbita pepo subsp. pepo (vegetable marrow), 444 nucleotides. Its product is annotated as transcription factor IBH1. Gene Ontology annotation, biological process: regulation of DNA-templated transcription. Gene Ontology annotation, molecular function: protein dimerization activity. Lineage: Eukaryota; Viridiplantae; Streptophyta; Magnoliopsida; Cucurbitales; Cucurbitaceae. The record is from RefSeq and is a predicted model, not a curated record.
AUGGCUUCUAAAUCGGGUCGAACCCCGAUCCGAUCUACCUCCACCGCUCUCCGAUUGGCUCGAACCUUCCUCCGAUCCUUUGCCAACAUCAAAUCCCAAGAACCCGCCAUCCUUCCAUCGCCUCCCGAGCUCAAACGUCAGAGUCGACGCAUAAAAAUGGUGGCAUAUUCCUCCAUGGCUCGUGCGGCUGGGCCACGGUGUGCUUGGGCUAGAGCCCUCCUUUUCAAGCUUCGGAUGCGAGCUAGACACCGGACUCUAAUAACACGGCGCCGCUACCACCACCACUCGGACGACCGGGUGGGGAAGCUCCGGCGGCUGGUGCCCGGUGGGGAGAGGAUGGAUGUGUGCAGCUUGCUGGAGGAAACUGGGGAGUACAUCCAAUGCCUGAGGACGCAGGUUAAGGUGAUGAAAGCCAUAUGUGAUCAUCAGUUUUCAACCAAUUGA